Molecule: messenger RNA, 480 nt
Organism: Limulus polyphemus (Atlantic horseshoe crab)
Lineage: Eukaryota; Metazoa; Arthropoda; Merostomata; Xiphosura; Limulidae
Product: replication protein A 70 kDa DNA-binding subunit-like
Exons: 3
Coding region: 71-478 (135 amino acids)
Source: RefSeq, a predicted model, not a curated record
GGACUUGCUUGAUGAAAGUGGAGAGAUAAGAGCAACAGCUUUUAAAGAAGCUUGUGAUAAGUUUUAUGACAUGAUUGAGAUAAACAAAGUGUACUAUAUCUCAAAAGGUUCAUUGAAGACAGCAAAUAAACAGUACACUUCCAUCAAGAAUGACUAUGAAAUGACUUUUAACAAUGAAACCACUGUAAUCCCAUGCCAUGAAAAUGUUAAUGUCAUUCCUAUGUUGCAGUUCAACUUUGUACCAAUUAAUAAUCUAGAACAGGUUGCAAAGGAUUCUCUUGUAGAUGUUAUAGGUGUAUGUAAAAGUUCAUCAGAUCUUCAAACACUCGUAUCUAAAUCCACAAACAAGGAACUGAGGAAACGAGAUAUAUUCUUGGUUGAUCAGUCAGGAAUCGAGGUUGCUGUAACAUUAUGGGCAACAGAGGUUAGUUUUCUGACAAUCUAUUGGUCAUUGAAACUGUUGUUUUUCUGUUACUAGUU